UGGGAUGCCUUUAAUGUGGAAGUUGUAGGUAGUAGUUGCUCCAAUAGCCUUAACUGCCUUCAAUCCCCCAUACCUUCCUUCCAAAUCAAAAUCAAAAUCGAAAUCGAAUUCCAUAAAUCCAUGCGGGUUUCUGAUUCAUUUCUUUGAUUUCAUACCCAUCAUCACAAAUCUCAUAACCAUACACUUGGGGGGUUGUAGAUUCAAUUCAAGAAACCAUGAAUGCAAAUGUUUGGAAGAGAAGAUCUAAAGAGAUCUCCGCCAAUGAUGACGAUGAUUCAAAACACAGACACAAAUCCCAUCUUCUUGGUUCGAACAAGAAGAGAAACAAGAACAAGAACAGGAGGAUUGUGGAUCACAAGACCCCGACAGAGUACCCGUUGUUGAGAUUUGAAGAAUUACCGGAAUACAUGAAGGAUAACGAGUUUAUUUUGAAUUAUUACAGAGCUGAUUGGCCUUUGAAACAAGCCCUUUUUAGUCUAUUUCGUUGGCACAAUGAAACCCUAAAUGUAUGGACGCAUUUAAUUGGAUUUGUUGUAUUCUUGGGGUUGACCAUUACAAACUUGAUGCAUGUGCCUCAAGUUUCAGAUCUUCUCAGUUUAUUAACUUGGUCUUUCCCGUUAAGCCCAGGUGCAAACGCCUCUCAUAAUUCGAUCAUGGAUACACCAAAACUCAUUGAUUUGAAGCAUGAAUCAGCGCUAGAUAUGGAGAUCGGACCACCACUAAUGGUGGCUACACGGUGGCCGUUCUUUGUGUUCCUAGGAGGGUCCAUGUUCUGCCUCCUCUCCAGCAGCACCUGCCACCUCUUCGGCUGCCACUCCCACCACCUAAACCUUCUGCUCCUCCAAAUGGAUUACGUUGGUAUCGCCAUCAUGAUCAUAACCUCCUUCUUUCCGCCAAUCUACUACAUUUUCCAAUGUGAACCCGUGUGGCAAUUCGUUUAUCUUGGUGGGAUCACAAUCAUGGGUGCAUUUACCGUUAUAACCCUGCUCUCACCAGCACUCUCCAGUGGAAAGUUCCGUUCUUUUCGUGCCUUUCUUUUCAUGGGAAUGGGACUUUUCGGUCUAGUGCCUGCUAUUCAUGCAGUCGUGGUGAACUGGCACGAACCUCAGAGGAAUGGAAUCUUGGCAUACGAAUUGGUGAUGGCGGUUUCAUAUUUGACGGGUACUAUGUUUUAUAUUAGCAGAAUCCCAGAAAGAUGGAAGCCGGGUUGGUUUGAUCUGGCUGGUCAUAGCCACCAGAUCUUUCAUUGUUUUGUGAUCAUGGGUGCAUUGGCUCAUUACGGUGCUGCACUUGUGUUUCUUGAGUUUCGUGGUCGAGUCGGGUGCUAGUGAAUUGAAACUGUUGUGUAGGUCUUGUUAAUUCGUUCCUAAUAUCCAAUCUUUGGGUCCUAUUUAUACGAGCGAAAAUGUGAUUGAUUUGCAAGUCAUGUUUGUUGUGAAAUUGGGUCCCAUUGAUUCUAUAUGUUUGCCACAAUUUUCUUGGUGAUUUUCUUUAGUC
Molecule: messenger RNA, 1497 nt
Organism: Cynara cardunculus var. scolymus (artichoke)
Lineage: Eukaryota; Viridiplantae; Streptophyta; Magnoliopsida; Asterales; Asteraceae
Product: heptahelical transmembrane protein 1-like
Exons: 4
Coding region: 216-1328 (370 amino acids)
Biological process (GO): response to hormone
Cellular component (GO): membrane
Molecular function (GO): signaling receptor activity
Source: RefSeq, a predicted model, not a curated record